Laccaria bicolor S238N-H82 is the source of this 417-nucleotide messenger RNA. RefSeq lists its product as uncharacterized. Bases 1 to 417 code for a protein of 138 amino acids. NCBI's taxonomy places the organism in Eukaryota, Fungi, Basidiomycota, Agaricomycetes, Agaricales, Hydnangiaceae. The transcript is spliced from 4 exons. The record is from RefSeq and is a predicted model, not a curated record.
AUGAACUCUGCUACCACAUACCCCGGCGUAGCCCUGCUUGACACUGUUUUCAAAGGACCCGGGCCUCGACUGUAUUUCGGGCCGCAAGCUACCGAGUAUUUCGAGCAAAGUUCGAGGUGUUCUGGCAAUGUUCUGGAGAGACUGCAUCGUGUGACUGAAGGAGAUUUUGUCCGGUUGAGGAGCUACAUGAAAGAUUUUGAUCACAAGAGCUUCUUAAAAUCAAUUUUGAAGGAGAAAGUUGAAGAGUCAGACCAGGCUUUUUUGCCCCCAAGUCUAGGAGGUCCGAAGCUCUCUAACUUGAAAGCGCAGAGGCCUCGGACACAGAAGGGGAGUUUGGAACACGUCAUACACUCGGCUGGCCCACACCCACCUCCGGAUCUGGCUAACACUGAUAUGCGCAGUUGCAGCGCAGAGUGA